This is a messenger RNA of Aureobasidium subglaciale EXF-2481, 1340 nucleotides long. RefSeq lists its product as uncharacterized. Gene Ontology annotation, biological process: regulation of DNA-templated transcription. Gene Ontology annotation, molecular function: protein binding. The record is from RefSeq and is a predicted model, not a curated record. Bases 56 to 853 code for a protein of 265 amino acids. Lineage: Eukaryota; Fungi; Ascomycota; Dothideomycetes; Dothideales; Saccotheciaceae. The transcript has a single exon.
CAAAGAGGUUCAAGGCCAUGUCAGCAACUACUUCCUCACUCUUCAAGAGGUCACCAUGCAACCUUACGACGGACCAGCUCAAGUUUUGCUUGAGAGCCACUCCAAGAGAAUAGCUGUUCCAGACACCGGCACCCCUGACUGGAUGCUACCAGCGAGUGCAUUUAACAAAUUCGUCAAGCACGCCGGAGUGCAGCUAAUCGAAGCCUUCUCGGAUGAACAGCUCGCUCCAGAGCUCUUCUCCGGGGACCUUGUCAGGCCAUGCAGCGAUGUAGCAUACGGCAUGACCAACACCACUCGCUUCCAGCUCACCUUUACUGGCAACGGGACCAACAAUGCCACCUUGAGCCUGCAGCUCGCUGACCUUUUUACUCCAAUCUCAAAUGCAGACGGUAGUGCAGCGACCGAUUUUGUCGGCCGGCCGUUGUGUCUGCUGCGUGUGUUUGAAGGAGACGAAGACGAAGACGAAGAACUCGUCGUCAUAAGCAGUGGUAUCAUGAGAGCGGGCUACUGGGUCUUCGGCAUGGAUAACGGCCAGAUCUCCUUAACCCAAGCUAAUCUCAACACAACCUCUUCAAACGUGGUGUCAGUGGAAGCUGGACCAGAUGGCUUGAGUAAAGUGGAACCUAAUCAUGUUGCUGAAUUGCAGAAAGAUGCAGUUGAGGCCAUGGUUCAAGAUUCAGUGCGCCAUACUUUCUCGACGGCUACUAAUACUGUUGGGUACACGAUGGGUGCAGAAUCUGUUCCUACUCCACGGGCCGGUAAGAAGGACUCUGACAGUCAUGAAUCUCGUUCCGAGAAGACGAAGGGGAAGAGGAAGGAGCAACUUCGAAGCCGACCUUCGUACAGAAAGUAGCCAACAACCGAUCAUCUCUAUCGGGAAGUUCAACAUGUCAGCUCUUCCAAGGGUCAUACCUGCUUACUCAGGAAGCUGCUCAAAAGUACAUCACUACAAAGCGUCACUCAAUAAUCACUGUUAUGCCAAGCCACUCGCAGCUUCCCUCCAAAAAACGCCAUUGGUGGAAACAUUCUCUCUCGUUUCCAUUUUCUCUGGACUAAAAACCACUUGAUUUUCUUGGAGCAAUUGGGGCAGGGGAUAAUGGUGCUGUUGACGGGGAACUUCUUCUCUGGUGCACAGCAAACAAGGCAGGCAGGUAUGUAGAGAUGUUCUUUCCCAAAACCCCUUCUUCUCUUCUCGCGGAUUAGGUAGAAAAAAAAAACAUACAAUACGUUCCUUCUGUUGCUUGUUUCUGUCGUUCUGUCUUGGUGUAGUGCUGGUGGUUGAGUGGAUGUGAAACGAAUGUAUGAGAAAGAAACGCUGCAGGGGCAUCUUCGCGCUUGUU